CAAGGCCAACAGAUCUGCAAGCGUGGCACCGAGAAGCCCUGCUAUAAAAUCGCCUACUUUCAGGACAACCAACGUAAACUCAACUUUGAAGAUGCCAGCCGAGCCUGCAGGAGUGAUGGUGGAGACCUUCUCAGUAUUGAAUCUAAGUCUGAGCAGAAGCUGAUAGAGAAUUUAAUCUAUGAAUUGAAAGCAUCAGAUGGAGACUUCUGGAUUGGGCUCCGUAGGGACCAAGGCUAUGAGGAGAUAAAUAGAGACUGCCCAUCUCAGUACUACUGGCUGGACGGAAGCCAGGCAACAUUCAGGAACUGGCACUUGGAUGAGCCUUCUUGUGGGUUUGAGGUGUGUGUUGUGAUGUACCAUCAGCCCUCUGCUCCUCCUGGUCAGGGUGGAGCUUACAUGUUCCAGUGGAAUGAUGACAAUUGUGAAACCAAGAACAACUUUAUCUGCAAGUACAGCAAAGAUAAACCUCCAGCACCCAUCCCUGCUGAGAAUAGAACAUUUGGAGAUGCUCUUCAGACACCCAGAUACCCUUCUGUCACAGUGAAGGAUGAUGGCAUGAGGACGGUUGUAUCUGAACUUGCAGACAAUGCUCUCAAUAUUGCCUACAUUGUACUGCCUACUAUACCACUACUACUGCUAUUGAUUGUGGCAACAGGAGUUUUCUGCUUCAAGCUUUUCACUAAGAGCAGGAAGAAAGAACAAUCUGAGACCUGUCCAAAGGAAACAGGGAACUGGGCAGCAGGGGAAAGAUGCCAAAGCCCGAGCCCUGACAUCUACAAUGUCAUCCGAAGGCAGCACGAAUCAGACCUAGCCAGCACACGCCCCAACAUCAAGAACACUUCCUUCCUGGGUUCUUCUCCAGACACUCCACCAGGAGAUUAUGACAACUUGCCACACAGGGACACUGAGAGCGGUUUUGUGACACUGGCCAGCACUGAGAGCGACUUUGUGACCAAUGAAAUGUUUGAUACUUUGCAAGGCCGUGGAAGUGGGAGAUACUACAGAGACCAAGGAUGGAUGGAUGAAUUAUAUGAAUACUGAUUUGUAAGAGGAACAUUAGUCUGAUCCUGGAUUCUCCCUUUGAGAAUAAACCAAUAGUGGCUGUUGAUGUCUUCACAAAGUUUUGGUGCCAGAUAUCCAUAAUC
Xyrauchen texanus (razorback sucker) is the source of this 1145-nucleotide messenger RNA. Its product is annotated as layilin-like. The transcript has 6 exons. The annotation marks the transcript as partial. Gene Ontology annotation, molecular function: hyaluronic acid binding. Lineage: Eukaryota; Metazoa; Chordata; Actinopteri; Cypriniformes; Catostomidae. The record is from RefSeq and is a predicted model, not a curated record.